This is a messenger RNA of Canis lupus familiaris (dog), 2070 nucleotides long. It is a transcript of the gene CPLX4, whose product is annotated as complexin 4. Gene Ontology annotation, molecular function: syntaxin binding. Gene Ontology annotation, cellular component: terminal bouton; SNARE complex. Lineage: Eukaryota; Metazoa; Chordata; Mammalia; Carnivora; Canidae. Gene Ontology annotation, biological process: synaptic vesicle exocytosis; regulation of neurotransmitter secretion; neurotransmitter transport. The coding region runs from base 798 to 1280 and encodes 160 amino acids. The transcript is spliced from 3 exons. The record is from RefSeq and is a predicted model, not a curated record.
AAGCAGUGCAGAAUUCAAGCAAACCAAAAGGCAAAUCCUUGCCUAGGACUUAGGAGUCCAAUGAGAUAAAAUGAUGGAUCAAAGGAUUAUUUUUGCCUAAUGAAGCAUUUUGGGUUUUGAGUCUCACUGGACUCUGUUUUCAACAGGAUGUUGUGCUCAGGGCUGGAAUUUGGACAUUCCGUUACAGGCCUGUAAUCAGUCAGCUCUGAUUAAUUGAACCCAGACUCUUGAUGAAGCCCUGCUGCGCUUAUAAUUUCGAAUUUAGAAUGGGUAGGGAGAGGAGUAGAUAAUGUGAGGGAUUUUGUUUUUGGAGUUUUGGUUGGUUUUUUUUGUGUGUUUUUGUUUUUGUUUUUGCCUCUGAAAUUAGCUUAGUGUAUUAAUUCAGAAAGCAGUGGGUUGCAUCUGAUUGUAUGCCUUAGUAAUCUGAACCAUCUGCCUCCCUAUAUUAAGGGAGUUCAUCUCUUUAAUCCAGCUUACGGCCCACAAACCACUCUUCUCUGUCAUCAUGCCCUUGAGUAGAAGAGGCCACGCAAAGUCCUUUGCUCUUAAAUGCUUUGCUGUCGUUGAGGAUAUUUAGAAACUGAUCUUUCUUUCUUUCCUUCUUUCUUUCUUUCUUUCUUUCUUUCUUUCUUUCUUUCUUUCUUUCUUUCUUUCUUUCUUUCGUUGAGGAUAUUUAGAAACUGAUCUUUCUUUCUUUCUUUCUUUCUUUCUUUCUUUCUUUCUUUCUUUCUUUCUUUCUUUCUUUCUUUUUCACAUUUUGUCUGAGCUUUGGUUUUAUUUUUCUGGGGCCAGAAACCAUGGCUUUCUUUGUGAAAUCGAUGAUAAGUAACCAGGUAAAGAAUUUGGGAUUCGGUGGUGGGUCUGAAGAAAAGAAAGAAGAAGGAGGCACAUCUGAUCCUGCAGCAGCUCAAGGGAUGACUAGAGAGGAGUAUGAGGAGUAUCAGAAGCAAAUGAUUGAGGAGAAGAUGGAAAGAGAUGCUGCAUUUACACAAAAAAAGGCGGAGAGGGCAUGCCUCAGAGUUCAUCUCAGAGAAAAAUACAGACUCCCAAAGAGUGAAAUGGACGAGAACCAAAUCCAGAUGGCCGGAGACGAUGUGGACUUGCCCGAAGAUCUCCGGAAAAUGGUAGAUGAAGAUCAAGAAGAGGAAGAAGACAAGGAUUCCAUUCUUGGGCAUUUACAGAAUCUCCAAAACAUGGACUUGGAUACCAUAAAGGAAAAAGCCCAGGCCACCUUCACGGAAAUGAAGCAGACCGCUGAGCAGAAGUGUGCUGUGAUGUGAGGGGCAGGACGUGCGGAGGAGGGAACCGAGUCCAGGUGGAGGUGACCACUCUGCACGGAGCGUUUCCAGCAGCGUGUCCUUAAACACGGCAAACUCACAAACACCACGACGGUGAAGCUCUCCACAAACUCGUAGACAACGACUUGAUGUUCUAAACAUCCCCGUAGAGUGCUCAGCCAGCACCUUGCAGUAGGACACACACUUUCCUUGUAGUUAUAAAUGUGGCUCAGUGCAAGAUUUCAUCUGGGAGUGACGCGGAACACAUCUGCUUGAAGAUCUUCAGGACAGCCCUGAAGAGACAAGAGCAGAUGGCAUUUCCCCUCCGACUUGCUUUCUUCCAGGGCAAGGUCUCGUCCUCUUCAUCCGUUAGCAUAACUCCAGGUCCUUUGGAGAAAAGAUGUGGAAGGUCAGGGAGCCCCCCUGGAACCCCGGCUGCAGGCUCAAGGGCAAGCAAAGAGCACACCGCCUCUCACUCCCAGGGACCUUGACACUGUUGCUGCUCCUCAUCACGGAUGGAUGAGGACCUGGAUGGUUCCAGGCCCAGGGGACAGUGGCGGGAUGGGACGAGCAAUGAAGAAGAGAAAUGAAGGCAGAGAAUGGACUUCACUAGCGCUUUGCAUCAUGCUAGAGGCUAUAUGAAGAAUGGACUUGAGGGGUGACACUAGAGGCAGGGGGCGACUAGGAAGGCUAUGGCUGGUUCCACAUUCGGCAUCAUCACCGGUUGUCUGUUGGUGACUGCAGUGGGAACGGAGCAGAUGGACAAAUAAAGAGCACUGAGAAGUUAAGUGAA